UCACUGGAAGCUCAAGGCACGGAUCUUGCUGAUGCCGUAGCUGGUAUUUUGCUCAAAAACUACCAAGACCCGUUUGCUCCAGCACUGCUGUCCCAGGCCUUCGUUUCCGGUAAGAACUCGCGAAUCAAGCAAGACGACCUGCUGAACUCCAUAAUAUGCGCUUUGGACGGAAGAUCGCCAUCCGCUUCAAUGUCCCUUCGAAAUCCACUGCGUAGACCGUGGACGCACCACGUUUGGCUCGUUGACAGCUACGAGGCCUUCGGAAGCUUGUACCAUGCACUGGACGUCGACAGUUACGACUACUCUGGCCGGUACCUACUCGUGCAUAGUGGCAAUCCGAAGCGGGCAGAGCUCCUGCAGAUUUUCAAAGAUCUGCUGAAACAGCAAAUUGUCAACGUAGUCUUUGUUGGAGUGUUUGAGGGCGAGGUCGAGCUGUGGACGUACGUUCCGUUUGCUCCUGGGAGUUGUUUUGCUGUAAAUCUCAUUAUGCUGCCGGACGAGCACUGGAUCGAUGACUUUUAUCCGGACAAGACUUCAACGUUGCACGGAUGUGGCUUAAAGGUAGGUGCUUUCGAGACUAGACCGUACACCUUUCUGGAAUAUCUUCCGAGUCAGGAGAUGGUUCUGGGAGGAUUCGAGGGUGACUUGCUGAAAGCGUUACGACAAAAGCUGAACUUCAAGGUUACCGUGCUUGUCCCGCCGGGGAACGCCCAAUGGGGAUACGCAUUCAAGAAGAAUAGUACUGGGUUGAUAAAGAUGAUCCAGGAGGAGGAGGUCGACUUUGGGAUAGCUUGUCUUGGAGUAUCCACGGCACGAAACGAGAUUCUGAAGCCGGGAGAUGUGCAUUACACGACGGCUUUGGUCAUUUCGGUACCUCCCGGUCGCCCGUAUACUUCGUUUGAGAAGCUUUUUCGUCCGUUUCGAUUGGUAGUAUGGAUGGCCCUUGCUUCGAUUCUAGUCGUUGCUCUGAUUACGAUAGCUGUCGUGCACCGGAUGAGUCAUCAGGUAAAAUACUUCGUCUUUGGUCGAGGCGUUGGAUCAGCUGUCGUCAACCUGUACUUAAGUUUCUUCGGGAUGGUUUUGCACGUAGUUCCAAGUGGAACGUUCGCCCGAACUUUACUGUGUCUAUGGAUUCUGCACACAUUCAUUAUGAGAACAUUGUACCAGGGUUCCAGCUUCAAGUAUCUACAGCUUAGCUUGACACGACCACCGUCACGAACACUGAACGAUGUCGACGCAACUGAUGCCCUCUACCACGUGAUUGACGUUGGUGCCCGCUACUAUGAAGCGUUUCCGGAACGAACGAAAAGACUAAGAUUCUUACCACCGGUGAAGGACAACCUAGCGGCCCGUUUGAUGUGGAUGACACAACACCAGGACAGUCCGGACGUAAUGAUGAGCGGCCUCGAUCACGUGGCGUACCACAAUCGUCAGUACCGUAGACGUCCCGGCGGUUUCGUGCGCAUUGCCAAGGAAAGUAUCGCUGUGUUUACGAUCACCAUCUACUACCCGAAAAAGUCAACGUUGACGCGGCAGUUUAAUCGGCAGAUUCGGAGGUUUCUGGCGGCCGGGCUGAUGGACUACUGGGUACAACGUUACGGUGACUACGACUUUACGGAACAGAUCGAUGGAUCAGCUGGACCGAAACCGCUUAGCCUUGGCCAUCUGGUGGGGACGUUUGAGCUGUGCGGGGUUAUGAUGAUAGUUAGUAUUCUUGUGUUUUUGGGGGAGUUGGCUUCGGUUAAGCGUUUAAGCUGGCAGAAGUGGCUUUAG
Molecule: messenger RNA, 1773 nt
Organism: Culex quinquefasciatus (southern house mosquito)
Lineage: Eukaryota; Metazoa; Arthropoda; Insecta; Diptera; Culicidae
Exons: 2
Coding region: 190-1773 (527 amino acids)
Cellular component (GO): membrane
Molecular function (GO): glutamate-gated receptor activity
Source: RefSeq, a predicted model, not a curated record